GCCCAAAUUUCAUUUGAAAAAUUUGCCAGUUCACCUUCUCUCUCGCACACCAAAUUUCCCCAAAUCUCGUCUUCUUCUCUUUCUUCACUUCACAGACACACGCAGCUCGAUGCCCAACUCCAUUGCUGUGUAAACCUACUUCACUUCCACGAUUGAAGUCGUCUCAAGAAUUUCCAUAGAACAGUAAGAAUGCCGGAGGCAAGAGACAGAUUACCAAGGGAGGACGACGUUAUGGCCUCAUACAGCAACCGGAGGCGGAUCAUUGGCGGUGGCAACAGAAAUUCGGAUGUCUUCAUCCUAGAGGAGGAGGCUGAGGAUCAAGCUACUGGAACUCCCUUCCGGUGGAGAGGUGCUUCAAUGGUGGGUACGCCUGCAUCAAUGGGGGUUGCUCGUCGAAGGGGUGGCUUUGGAAGUCCAAGAUUUGGGCGUUCCCCAAACUUUGGGAGAUCAUCAUCACUGGUCAUGGGGCGAGAAAACAUGUCCCCUGUGGUGGGAAGAGGCCGUGGUCGAGGUGGUCUCCGAGGGCGAGGAAGCAUCCUUUUGCCUGCUUGGUAUCCAAGGAAACCUCUCAGGGACAUCACUGCUGUAGUGAGGGCAAUUGAAAGAAGAAGGGCACGUCGGGAAGAAGGUGAAGGCCUAGAAACUGAGAGUCCUCUACUCCAGGACCAGAUAGUUCAUGAUCCAUCUGUAUCUACAUCAGUUGCUCAGCUCGAGCAAGAUCUUUCUACGACUUCCCCACUUCCCAUGGCUGGAAUUAGGCACUGCCCACCAACCAUUGGCAAAGUGCCAAAGAUAUUGCUCAAUAUCACCAAUCAGAGUGAAGGAGAUUUGACUUGCUUAACACCUCAAAAGAAGCUCUUGAACAACAUUGAGACAGUUGAACGAGUGGUGAUGGAGGAGCUUCAUAAGCUAAAGAGAACUCCAUCUGCGAAAAAAGCUGAAAGGCAGAAAAGAGUGAGGACAUUGAUGUCAAUGCGCUGAGGUUUGUCUGUUUUUCUUGAGUUGCAUCAUUUUCCUCAAUCAAGGUUGGGAUUAAAGGAUUUGGGGGUUGUCAGAGGACAUUGAACAUCUGACUGGUUACGUACAGUUGAUCAUCUCUUGAUGAUCGGAUUCUUAGUUUUGUGAUCAUCUCUUAAUGAUCAUACUAUCCACUUUUGAGAACAUCCUUAGUUUUCCAUGCAUGUUCAUAUGCCAUUAGCGGUUAUAUAGAUUAGCAGAGAUCAGUUAGGCAAGAACAAGAGAGCUUGUUGAAUCUUGUUGGAGUUACUAGUUUCUUUUUUUUUAACUUUUUCUUUUUCCUUUUUGCUCCUGCUACUCAAUAGCUGCAGUAAAAUACAUGUAAAAUUCUCAUUUUCUGCUGGUAACUGUUGAGUACCUUUUCAAGUCUUUCCAAUGAAUAUAUCUUACUUUGAUGUA
This is a messenger RNA of Salvia miltiorrhiza (redroot sage), 1416 nucleotides long. RefSeq names its product protein POLYCHOME-like. The transcript has 3 exons. NCBI's taxonomy places the organism in Eukaryota, Viridiplantae, Streptophyta, Magnoliopsida, Lamiales, Lamiaceae. The coding region runs from base 190 to 981 and encodes 263 amino acids. The record is from RefSeq and is a predicted model, not a curated record. Gene Ontology annotation, cellular component: nucleus. Gene Ontology annotation, biological process: negative regulation of ubiquitin protein ligase activity; regulation of nuclear division.